UUGAGAUGACCUUGGUCGUUAGUGUAACAUUGACUGCAAUUAAAACGUGCUGAAACUACGGAACACACUGAAAUCCAAGCACUGCUGUUUUAGGAAAAUAUUUCAUGGCCAAGGAAAUAAAAAUAAUCGAGCUACUAGAUGUUGCCCUUGGAACCCCCGAGCUUGGAUGCCUUAAUCUUCGCAUUUUGCACGAUCUUCUAUCUGCUAUGAUAAAGCACCUGCAGAUCGAAAAUGUAAUAUAUGACCUAAAGGAUACUGAUUACGCUGCAUCGGGAGGACUGGAAUUGAGUGCGAAACUGACUAACGUAUUUUCCGAUAGUCGGCUCUUUGAGGAUCGUCUAGUCACGGUUGAGGCACAGUUGGCUGCGUUAAACUCUCUUCCCAGUAAUGAAGAGCUACUGCGAAGGUUCUACAACCCCUCGGAUGUGGAGAAAUCCUCCUUCAAAUCAAGCGAAUCCCGUCAGGUUUCUGACCUAUGGCAAACCGUGCAAAUGCAUAAACGUGUCGAUGCAACCGAAGAAGGGAUCUCCAGGUUAACUGCGUUAGUGGACGAUUUAAUACUACAAAUGACGAACCUCCAGGAAGAGAACAGGACACUCAGCGCUGUAGUGCAGCAAAUGCAAGCGGACACCACGCUGAAAAGGCGUAUCUCCGAAUUGGAUGAGCAAGUGGCGGCCUUACGAAAGCAGCAGGAACGUCAAGCAGAGCUGUUAAAGGAUGUGGUGCAUAUGGAUGCGGUUCGAGGAAUGGUGUUCUGGCACACCCUGGGCACAGCGAUUACCGGAUUGGAAUACAUCAGUACUGCUCGUAGAGCACCAGGUGAAAAACCAAGUUUUGCGACAACCUUCACAGCCGGUGGAACGAAGGAUAUCGGGCAAGGUGAUGUUGAUUUGGCCACAAGCCCGGAUGAGGAGCUAUCCCCCGUACUGCGGAAGCUUGGCACGAUCGCCAGUGGCUUCGACAAAGUUCUCGAAAGAAUUGAUCGCUUAGAAGAGCUCAUUGCUCUCAAAGCUGACCGCACUGAUUUGGAAAGCCUCAAAAUUCUCCCUGAGAUGUUGGAACGUAUACGCACUUUGGAAGAAAUUACAAAGGAAUUGCUUAAAGAGAAAGAGAAGGUUUACGUGGAUUGUGGUACGAGUCCUCACAUGCCAUUCCCAGAAGACAACACCAAACUGGUCAAAAGCUUGCAGGAGAACGUUGUUGUACUGCAGGAGCAGAUAAACAUGCUCAACGAACAACUCCGUGCCCUUCGGUCAGGAGUCGAAAAAGCACAGUCAGAUAUUUCGGACUUACGGGAAAUUUCUGACGAUUUGGAUACCAGGAAGGCCGAACUCACCUACGUUGACGCCGAACUAUUUAAAAAAGCGGACAAAACGUCCCAAUGCGAUUUGAUCGGCAGAGAAGAAUUCAAAGAAAUCAACGCGGAGUUGCGUAGGUUGAUUGAGGAAUUAUACAGGAAGUUAGCCGCUACAGAUGAUGAUUUACGCAACCUUCUCAAAGCAUUGGCUGAGGGACUGGAGAUCAAACUGGAUCGUGAUGAGCUGGAACAACUACGCGACUGGUUGGAGAAGCGCUUCAAAGCGUUAGCAGCCAAACUGAAAUCCAUGCAGCCCGUCAGCCAAGCUCCAGUUUAUCAACCGCCAGACGAUGCGGCUGGUACGCGUCGCAGCCUCAUGCAACAUUUCCAUUGCAUUUCUUGUGAUCGGCCGUUGCAAAUACUUGUUGGCCCAGAAGUUGGACCGACGGUGUACGAUGUCUACGGUCUACCACGCAAAUGUGGUGGUCUUCACACAACGAUGAAUGCAUUCAAACGAGUGGGUCGUGCCUCUACUGGUCGCAACGCCCGAUUUGAAGAUGCUGAAUAUGCUCUCCUUCCUCAACUCUCAGCCAGAGAGCAAAUAAGCGUCGAAGGCUUUGACGGACAUCUCUACAGAGGACGAAGAACGGCGAGGUCGACUGAUCGCGGUGGCAGUGUAGAUACCAUUGGGAACCAAGAGGUGUUCGGAGACGAGCCCAAACUUCCUCGUUUGACAAAGACACAACUGACUGGAAGCCCGGUUGGAUCUAGUCAACAGGCGUAG
This is a messenger RNA of Dicrocoelium dendriticum, 2081 nucleotides long. The record is from the annotation of a GenBank genome assembly. NCBI's taxonomy places the organism in Eukaryota, Metazoa, Platyhelminthes, Trematoda, Plagiorchiida, Dicrocoeliidae.